Molecule: messenger RNA, 3480 nt
Organism: Acanthopagrus latus (yellowfin seabream)
Lineage: Eukaryota; Metazoa; Chordata; Actinopteri; Spariformes; Sparidae
Product: tumor protein p53-inducible protein 11-like
Exons: 9
Coding region: 322-990 (222 amino acids)
Source: RefSeq, a predicted model, not a curated record
CGGGUUAUUACGGUACGGUUGCAGAUCCGUCGGCUUGUUUGCUGCUGCUCUGGUUCGUGGAGCUCGGAGCCUCCACACUCUCACUGUGACCACUGUCUGUAAUGACGGCUAACAUUUCACCCUGAAGCGAACUCUCGACACCUCUCCACUCCUCACUGUAAACUUAAGGAGACCCUACGGGACAUUUGGAAGAGCGGAGUAUCGGCAGCAGCAGCUUCAUUUUCUUCAACUGGGGUUAAGAGCAAAGUGUGUAUUCGACAUCUGAUAAUAUCUCAAAUUCAAUCGCCAAAGACUGGAUUUUCCUGUCCUAAUCUUAAAGAUAUGCAGAGCCAAACCUCCAGUAUUCCUGAGGGCAAUGAGAAGUCCAUACCAUUAACACUAACCAUGAGGGGUAAAACAUUUACUAAAGGUGUGUGCACCAUGACGUCUAAACCUCAUCCUCCGCUGAUGAAGAAGCACAGUCAGACAGACCUGAUAAGCCGCCUGAAGAGCCGGAAGAUCCUUGGAGUUGGCGGCGAGGAUGAUGAUGGGGAAGUGCACCGCUCAAAGAUCAGUCAGAUGCUCGGAAAUGAGAUCAAGUUUACAGUGCGAGAGCCUGUUGGACUGAGGGUGUGGAUUCUCAUCUCAGCUGUGGCUUUCACAGUUAUGGCCCUGAUGGCCCUGGUGUUUCCCAACCAGCUCUAUGAGCUUGUUUUUGAGGAGGAGCUCUCCACGACUAACAUAUCCGUUCGCCUUUAUGGAGGAGCAUUGCUUAGCCUGGCCCUCAUCAUGUGGAAUGGUCUCUACACAGCGGAGAAGAUCGUCAUCCAGUGGACGCUGCUCAGUGAAGCCUGCUAUUUUGCCGUCCAGUUUCUAGUGACAUCUUUCACCUUAAUGGAGAUUGGCAUCUUGCCAAACGCCGCCAUGCUUCUGCUCCUCAGUCGAGUGCUCUUCCUGGUGGUCACCAUGGCUUACUAUUAUCACCUGGGCCGUAAGCCGAAGAAGAUCUGAGCUGAUACUUCCAGGGAGGGGACAGCUGAGCACAGAUCACAAACGCGGGGUCGGAAGGUUUUGAAUAAUUUUUGACAGGGGCUCGGAGGAUUACCAGUGUAUGCCCUCUGCCCUCGUCCAGUGGACCUAACCUAUUACAACCCCCAGUAUUCAACAGAUGAGCACAGUGUCGCAUUCCAGACUGUACAACAAGGACGAGAAACCUCAUAGUGCAAGUGAAUUACUCUUUCACUGGGCUGUGAGGUCAAGCCCCUCUUGACACACAUUCCUCCUUUGUUCAGUCUUGAGUGCUGGUAUUAUUCAGAAGGAGCUGUUUGUAGUGCAUUGUGUCCCUGUGUCAACUAGUUAUAUGAUUUAAUAUGUACAGUACGGAUUGAUUUCAAACAUUUGACUUUAUUCAUGUACAGCAACAUGAUUUUCCAGAUUUAGUAUUUAGUGUUAUCUGAUAAAAGCGGCUUAAUAAUCACACUGGAGGACCAAGAGUUUGUGUUGUAAUGUGUCUACUUUUUGAUGCUGUUGAUGUUAACUCACACUGUCUGUAUUCCAAAGUGAAGCCUGAACAUCUGUGCAUGCUUCUCUCACAGCUCUCCAGUGAACACAUUGAAUGGAAAAAAAGCGUCAGCUGUCCUCAGUGUACGAUUCAGGUGCAGUCAGAUAAGCUCAACUCCUGGAGGUCAGUUUUUACUCUGAAAUCAUGCCCAUCAAUCACAUUCAGAUUUAGACUACCCAAUAAGAAAUGCUGAAUUUAAACAUUUUUCAGGGACAUAGUGAUCUCUUUUUAUUUUAUUAUUCCUUGAGGUCAAGAAGUUCUACCAAAGGUUGAUGGGAAUUGUUUUGUACAGAAAAUUUACAUUACAGUGGUUAAUACAUGUAUACUGUUGAAAAAUGCACAUGUAAGCUGACGCAGCAUAGAUCUCUCCUUGUUGUGCGCGCAGUCAGGGAGGACUUUAGCCUGAGCGAACUUACAGAAAGAAAGUAUUUAACAUUCUGACUUUUACUGUAAAACUAGUGUCACACCUGAGCAUGUCAGCGUGCAGGUCAGACAAACCUGAGCUGGUUCCUCUUCAGUGAUGUAGCACAGUUUUUUUUUUUUUUCUUUUUCUUCGUGUACACCAUAUCCUUAGCCUUGCCUUAAAACUACUUAACAGAAGAGUCAUCAACACUGCAUCCUACUUCUUGUGUACAUAUGUAAAUAAAAGUAUUUACUAUUAUGUGGUGUUCGUGUGAACCGAACAGGGAACUUGUUCAGUAUUAGUUAAAUGAUUUUCAAAGAUUGAUCUUUCUCUUGGUGUGUGAUAUUUUGUACCUAUUUAAGUGACAUUUGUGUUUUUGACAUUAUGCAUGCAAUAUAAUCCAGCAAAAGAAAUAGCUCAAACUGUGUAGCAAGCCACCGACUAGAACGCAAAUGCAGAUGUUGAUGGUGGUGAGAUGAUGUUAAAAAUGGCAAAGAGACGAAAAGGAGAUUUUGAUUUAUAAGGCAGUUAAAUUAUUCAUCCGUUAACACAGAUGUGACCCGCACUUGACAGUUUUCACCCAAUCGAUAGAUGAGAUUUAAUAUAUUUUCUACCUCCCAAUAUGUGGCACGCCCUCAGGUACGUGACAUCCCAGCUCAGUGUUUCAGAGCAGUGCCAGCCAUGCUAAUCUGUCAACCUCUUCAGCAUCUAAGGCCAGUCAAAGACACCCUAAAGAUAGUUGACUAAUUUUUUUAAUUUAACUUGAAACAUUAUUUUAAGUUGAACAAGAAAACAUACUGUAGUUCUCCUCCAAAGGUGGUCCGCAGUGUUGCAAAUGACCACGUUCAGUCCUGCCCCAGAAGGGAGUGGUCCUGAGGUCGGAGUGAUUGAGGGUUUGCAGCAGCGAGUCCGGCAUCGAAGGCAGAUGUGCUCGUUAGCUUGGGUGAGCUCUCGGCUCAGAUAGGGAACGUGAAACAUGGGUGAGGUCUCACGUAUUCCUGAAAAGUUGUAAUUAUCUUUUUGCCAGUGUUUAAUUAGAUGCAGCUCUCCCGAGUGACAUUGUGCGCCCCAACCUACUGCUCUGUCCUGACUAGCGUGGUAAUUAUGGAGUUCAAGAAAAAUGUCAUUCCAUUUCCGUCGAUACUACAGGCCUCAAAUCAUCAGCCUACUGAAAUGAAAAAGGUCUGUGAAGCAGGUUAUUUUAGGAAGGAUGGGGCAGUUGUGAGGGGGACGGGCAGAAACAGGGAGGCAAAGAAAAAGCUCUUUCAUCCUCCUGGUUCUGUGAUGUAAAUUAGUCUAAAAACAUCAGUAAGUCGUGUCCUUGAAACUUUAGAGGAAUGGUUAGUUGAGCUAUACAUUCCCUCUUAUGUAGAUCCAACAUAUAUUAUACUGUUGUGAAUAGCCUACCAGGUCAAACUGUUUCAAGUUGUAGCAUUGUGUUUCUAUGUAUAUAUGUGCUAUAUUGUACCUCAGAAAUGAAUUGUUAUGGAUUUCCACAAUUUAGUUUGAAAUAAAGGACAUUAUUGUUUAUUUUGAA